UGGAUACUUUUCCUUGGUAGUUUCGCCACCGACGAUAGAAGAGGCGUGCCUGAGUCGGCAAUCCGAUUAUAAAUACACCCAUUCGGGUUAGAGCUUCGUAUUCAAUCUUAUCACUUUCUCGUGAACGAAAAAGCCCUCUUUCCCUCUCUCAAGAUGCAGAUCUUCGUCAAGACCCUCACCGGCAAGACCAUCACUCUCGAGGUCGAGAGCUCCGACACCAUCGAUAACGUCAAGGCCAAGAUCCAGGACAAGGAAGGCAUCCCACCCGAUCAGCAGCGUCUGAUCUUUGCUGGUAAGCAGCUUGAGGACGGCCGUACCCUUGCCGACUACAACAUCCAGAAGGAGUCUACACUCCACCUCGUCCUCCGUCUGCGUGGAGGCAUGCAGAUCUUCGUCAAGACCCUAACAGGCAAGACGAUCACUUUGGAAGUUGAAAGCUCGGACACCAUCGACAACGUCAAGGCCAAGAUCCAAGACAAGGAAGGCAUCCCACCUGACCAGCAGAGGCUGAUAUUCGCGGGCAAACAGCUGGAGGAUGGCCGCACCCUGUCCGACUACAACAUCCAGAAAGAGUCCACCUUGCACCUGGUGCUGCGUCUGCGCGGUGGCAUGCAGAUCUUCGUCAAGACCCUCACAGGCAAGACGAUUACCUUGGAGGUCGAGAGCUCAGACACCAUUGACAACGUCAAGGCCAAGAUCCAGGAUAAGGAAGGAAUUCCCCCAGAUCAGCAGCGUCUGAUCUUCGCCGGAAAGCAGCUCGAGGACGGCCGAACCCUGGCCGACUACAACAUCCAGAAGGAGUCCACCCUCCACCUCGUCCUCCGUCUGCGCGGAGGCAUGCAGAUCUUCGUCAAGACCCUCACAGGCAAGACGAUUACCUUGGAGGUGGAGAGCUCGGACACGAUCGACAAUGUCAAGGCCAAGAUCCAGGACAAGGAAGGAAUUCCCCCAGAUCAGCAGCGUCUGAUCUUCGCCGGAAAGCAGCUCGAGGACGGCCGCACCCUCGCCGACUACAAUAUCCAGAAGGAGUCGACCCUCCAUCUGGUGCUCCGUCUCCGUGGGGGUAUGCAGAUUUUUGUGAAGACCCUCACCGGCAAGACGAUCACCUUGGAGGUGGAGAGCUCGGAUACAAUCGACAACGUCAAGGCCAAGAUCCAGGACAAGGAAGGAAUUCCUCCAGAUCAGCAGCGUCUGAUCUUCGCCGGAAAACAGCUUGAGGAUGGCCGCACCCUCGCUGACUACAAUAUCCAGAAGGAGUCAACCCUCCAUCUGGUGCUCCGUCUCCGUGGGGGUAUGCAGAUUUUUGUGAAGACCCUCACCGGCAAGACGAUCACCUUGGAGGUGGAGAGCUCGGAUACGAUCGACAAUGUCAAGGCGAAGAUCCAAGACAAGGAGGGAAUCCCACCCGACCAGCAGCGGCUGAUUUUUGCCGGGAAGCAGUUGGAGGAUGGCAGGACCCUUGCGGAUUACAACAUCCAAAAGGAGUCUACCCUCCACCUGGUGCUGCGUCUGCGUGGUGGUAUGCAGAUAUUUGUGAAGACGCUGACGGGGAAGACUAUCACCCUGGAGGUAGAGAGCUCGGACACGAUUGAUAACGUGAAGGCAAAGAUCCAGGAUAAGGAGGGGAUUCCACCAGACCAGCAGCGACUCAUCUUCGCUGGGAAGCAGCUCGAGGAUGGGCGCACGCUGGCCGACUACAACAUUCAGAAGGAGUCGACCCUGCAUCUUGUCCUCCGUCUCCGUGGUGGUGAUUUCUGAAUAUCUUCCUAUCUGUCCUGAUGCCUUGGUUGGUCUGGGUUGGUGAGUCUGUCUGUGGUGGUCGUGAGUCUAUGGUUUGGUUGUUAUAUGGUCUAAGAAGUCUCUGUUUUUAGUAGUUUUUUCUUAAAAAGUUUGUGUGUUUGGAAGAAGUAUGGAAUCUAAAAAGGGUUCCCUAUUCUAUGGACAAGUAGAUCAUUAGUGGUCUAUCUAUGUUGAUAUUAAUAUGAAGUCUCUAGUUAUUUGAAUAAAAGUUAGCUCUUUCGGUAUGGGUA
Messenger RNA from Magnolia sinica, 2030 nucleotides. RefSeq names its product polyubiquitin-like. Gene Ontology annotation, biological process: modification-dependent protein catabolic process; protein ubiquitination. The coding region runs from base 154 to 1758 and encodes 534 amino acids. Gene Ontology annotation, molecular function: ubiquitin protein ligase binding; protein tag activity. The record is from RefSeq and is a predicted model, not a curated record. NCBI's taxonomy places the organism in Eukaryota, Viridiplantae, Streptophyta, Magnoliopsida, Magnoliales, Magnoliaceae. The transcript has 2 exons. Gene Ontology annotation, cellular component: nucleus; cytoplasm.